CAAGCGGCCACCGGGCGACUCCAUGUUCACGCUGGUCCAGCGUUUCGGGGAGCUGAUGCGCAAGAUGUGGAAUCCGCGGAAUUUUAAAGCCCAUGUAUCGCCGCACGAAAUGCUACAGGCGGUGGUGCUGUGGUCCAGCAAGCGGUUCCAGAUCACCGAGCAGGGCGAUCCCAUCGAUUUCCUGUCCUGGUUCCUCAACACGCUGCAUCGCGCCUUGAAGGGCAACAAGCAGCCCAACUCGUCCAUACUCUACAAGAUCUUUCUGGGCGAGAUGCAGAUCUAUACGCGCAAAAUACCGCCCGUGGAGCUGGACGACACGGCCAAGGCGCAGCUGCUGGCCACCGACGAGUACAAGGACCAGGUGGAGCACACCAAUUUCAUCUACCUCACCUGCGAUCUGCCGCCGCCACCGCUGUUCACCGACGAGUUUCGCGAGAACAUCAUUCCGCAGGUGAAUCUCUACCAGCUGCUGGGCAAGUUCAAUGGCAGCGCGGAGAAGGAGUACAAGACCUACAAGGACAACUUCAUGAAGCGCUUCGAGAUCACCCGCCUGCCGCAGUUCAUCAUUCUGUAUAUCAAGCGGUUCACCAAGAACACCUUCUUCCUGGAGAAGAAUCCCACCAUCGUGAACUUUCCCAUCAAGAACGUGGACUUUGGCGACAUUCUGGGCAUGCGGCAGCGCGAUAAGGAUGUCAAGGACACCAAGUACAAUCUGGUGGCCAAUAUUGUGCACGAUGGAGAUCCCAAGAAGGGCACCUAUCGCGCCCACAUACUGCACAAGGCCAACGGCCAGUGGUACGAGAUGCAGGACCUGCAUGUCACCGAGAUCCUGCCCCAGAUGAUCACGCUCACCGAGUCCUACAUCCAGAUCUACGAACGCUGUGCGGACUCCUCAUGAUCCCCCUGACUUGUAGUCACUGCUAGCUGUAUUUCGAUAAACAAACUCCCUGAUCCAAAACUAAUAUAUGCCGUAGUCGAGUGUAGCGACUAUGAGAGGCCCUCAAAUAGGACAACCACUC
Molecule: messenger RNA, 1019 nt
Organism: Drosophila gunungcola (fruit fly)
Lineage: Eukaryota; Metazoa; Arthropoda; Insecta; Diptera; Drosophilidae
Gene: Usp39
Product: U4/U6.U5 tri-snRNP-associated protein 2
Exons: 2
Coding region: 23-898 (291 amino acids)
Biological process (GO): protein deubiquitination
Molecular function (GO): cysteine-type deubiquitinase activity
Source: RefSeq, a predicted model, not a curated record